This is a messenger RNA of Penicillium canescens, 519 nucleotides long. RefSeq lists its product as uncharacterized. The transcript has a single exon. The record is from RefSeq and is a predicted model, not a curated record. The coding region runs from base 1 to 519 and encodes 172 amino acids. Lineage: Eukaryota; Fungi; Ascomycota; Eurotiomycetes; Eurotiales; Aspergillaceae.
AUGGAUCUCCCUUCUUACUCCAUCUACGAUGGAACCUUCCACCCCGCCAAGGUUGCCUUGAUUUCCUUGAACCACCUUCUGAUGAAGGCCGAGGAACACUUCAAUGUUGCCACCUUGUUGACAGCCAAGCUUUACGCUGACUCGAAGCCGUUCAAGUUCCACGUCCACCAAGUCAUCCAAAAGGCCGAGGAAAUGUUGGCUAAGCUGACCCAUCGCCCUUCCACCAUCUUCGACCCCAUGCAGUCUUUCAUUGAAAUGCAUUCCACCAGUGCCCAGGUACUGAGAGGUCUCAAUGCGGCCAACCGAUCUGUCGUCACCGAAAGAGGCGAAGACAUAGAGCUCGGAAUCUGGGAGAACGGUCUCACUGUUUCAAACCGCGUCGAGUUUGCCAAUGGCGUCUCGCUGCCCAACAUCUUUUACCAUCUCACUAUAGUUUUUGAGAUCCUUUGCAAGGAAGGUGUUCCCCUGGACGAGGAGGACUUCAACGACGGUUUCUUGUUUCUGCACCACCACGAAUAA